Dictyostelium purpureum is the source of this 867-nucleotide messenger RNA. RefSeq lists its product as uncharacterized. The transcript is spliced from 3 exons. The record is from RefSeq and is a predicted model, not a curated record. NCBI's taxonomy places the organism in Eukaryota, Evosea, Eumycetozoa, Dictyosteliales, Dictyosteliaceae. Bases 1 to 867 code for a protein of 288 amino acids. Gene Ontology annotation, cellular component: endoplasmic reticulum membrane. Gene Ontology annotation, biological process: fatty acid elongation, polyunsaturated fatty acid; fatty acid elongation, monounsaturated fatty acid; sphingolipid biosynthetic process. Gene Ontology annotation, molecular function: fatty acid elongase activity.
AUGGAUAUUCAAUCAAUUGUAAGCGAAUAUUUAGACCCAAAGAAUUACGAACACUUAUUUCAACAUGAUAUAAGCAAAUCAAACUGGUCAGAAUUAUUUGACCCAGUUAACUUUAAGUUCAACUUUGGUGUUACCCCAUUUUCACAAUUUCAAAUUGUACCAACUGUUUUAGCAGUUUAUUUAAUUACAAUUUUUUCAAUUAAGUUCUUUAUGAGAAAUAGAAAACCAUUCUCAUUAAAAAAUAUUACAAUUCUCCAUAAUAUUAUUUUAUGUUUAUGGUCACUUGCUAUGUGCGUCGGUAUUAUUUACGAAGUUAUUAAAAGAUCAGUUGCUGAAGGAUCACCAUUAUUUACUUUCUGUGAAGCUGCCAAAGGUUAUGAUAACGGUGUUUCAUACUAUUGGUCAUACAUUUUUUACAUUAGCAAAUUUUAUGAAUUAUUAGAUACUGUUAUUAUUGUAUUAAAAAAGAAACCAUUAAUUUUCUUACACGUCUACCAUCAUUGCAUUGUUGUUUGGUUAUGUUGGUACUUCCUUUACUCUGGUUGGAAUCUCCAAUUAUGGGUUGUUUUCUUAAACACUUUUGUACACGUUUUCAUGUAUUAUUUCUAUUUCCAAAGUGCUAGAGGUAUCUCAGUUUGGUGGAAGAAAUACAUUACCAAGAUUCAAAUCCUUCAAUUCUGUUGUCUUGGUGUUGCCGGUGUUCUUCAUGUCACUGCUAUUAAUACUGUCGGUUGUGUCACUCAUUACCCAUGUUUUGCCGCUGCUUAUUCAAUCAACUUUUCAUUCUUAUUCCUUUUCACUCAAUUCUAUAAAAAAUCUUACUCUGGUCCAAAGAAAGCCCAAGAAGUCGCAAAGAAAAUUGAUUAA